UAAACUGGUAGAGAAGUCGCUCCUGUUCAGCCGCGCGGAUUAACGUUCUCAUUAUAAACAGUAGGAGUUACAAUGAGUCUUUCUGCUGUUUGUUUUCUGGGCAACGAGAAACUUUAGGAGAAAAUCCACGCUAAAGGCUGAUGAAACCGGAUCCGUGUCGGUCCUGAAUGUCUAAACUACCAGGAAAUGCAGGUGUCUCGCUGCUCGGGGACAAGUCCUUGGACUUCUACCGGGACCCGGUGAUCUUCUGCCAGCAGCGGAUUGACAAACACCGCAGCAGGUUGUUCCAGGAGCGCCUGCUGAACAGACCGACAGUCUUCGUCUGCUCGGUGGAGGGGAUGCGAGAGCUGCUCUGUGAAAAAUCCAACAUAUUUCUGAAGGAUCCCACGGAUUUAAUGACAAACAUGUACGGAGACACAGUUGUCACCACUAACGGUGAGGAGGCCUGCCUCCUCCGCCUGUCUCUCAACAACCUUUUCUCAGGAACACGUCUGGAAUCCUCGGCUGACUACAUCUCUAGUGUCUGUGAACGCUGCUUAAAGGACCUCUCUCUCAGUGGGCAGCCACAGUGUGUUUACACCGUCUUUAAGCGUCUGGGGACAGAGUUGGUGUUGGGUCUUUUCCUGAACGUACGAGCCGAGGAGCAGCCUGAGGUCUUCCAGGAAAUCAUGCAACUUUGCACCGAACACUGGCAUGGUUUGAUCUCCGCUCCAGUAAGAGUGAAGGUUCCUCUUUGGACGUCCGGUUUUGCCAAGGCUCUGGACGCCAGAAGCAAACUGAUGGACAUCAUCAAGGACAAAUUAGAAAACGAUACACGGGGGUUUGUCGGCUCUUUGGGUUCACUGCCGCUUCCCAACUCCAGUUCUGCUGCCCAACAUCUCCUCCUGUUCAUCUCAGCACUCAUUCCCAAAGCUCUGGCCUCGCUGCUCACCUCCUUUACUCUGGCACUCGCAGGUCCUGAACAGAGGGAUUCCCGCCGAGAAGCCAUCCACAACCCCGAUCACCUUCACAGAGUUCUCCUUGAGGUGCAGAGACUAUGGCCGCCCUUCAUUGGUGGACGCAGAAUAGCUGAAAAGGACUGCACCCUCGCAGGCUUGUGUGUUCCUAAAGAUUAUGGCGCAGUGUAUGUCAGCUACUUCGUCCAUCGUGACCCAGAGGUGUUCCAGCAGCCUGACAGCUUCCUGCCAGAGAGAUGGAGUGGGAGGAAUGCAGGCCAGGAGCAUUUGCUGUGUUCCUUUGGCAAUGGCCCCAGAAGUUGCAUCGGUUCGACACUUACUGAUAUCUUCCUAAAGGAAGCUUGCAGAUACCUGUUAAAGAACUACGACUGGUGUUUGGACCCUACAUCACAGGACCUGGCGUACAAAUGGCUGCCCGUGUCCCGCCCCGCCAACCCUCCCAGCGUGUCCUUCGCCCGACUGGAUCAGACCAUGUUCAGCUGAGAUAACAUCGGGGACACGCAGCCUCUGGCUGUAUUGUAUCCGACGAACGCAUAUGCCUUACGUGCUGGGGGAAUUAUCUGAAGACGUGAGGAGGGAAGCCGGCAAACCAUGAGGCUUUCCCCCGUCUGUGCAUGACCCUGUAAUCAUGCCAGGGGAAGCCAAGGGGGGCGCUGGCUUCCCCUUAUCUGCUCCUCUGCCAGAUAUUCUGCAGCUUUCCUUGACUGCUCUGCAAAGGAGGGCAGGACAGAUGAGUCAUUCUUCUAUAGUGGAACUUGAAACAAGGACUCAGAAAAUGUAAUAUAUGUAUUUUUUUUAUUUUUUUUUGUCAAUCAAGGCCUUCUUAUUUUAAUGACAGCAAUCCCUGAUUGAUUCCACUUCGGUUUCUGCUAAGUCUUAAUUUGUCUGUGUGGAGGUGUGCGUGCCUGAAAUAGAAAACUCUCCGUAGCAUUAGUAUUCAUGUCGCCUCGUUCCAAGAGGAUCACACGUCACGUGCACACAUGGGAUCAUGGGUAAACCCUCAGAUUCCAUCGCCGAGUGCAAACCUGGACCCCCACCCCACCUAGCAACCACUGCUUAGCAACAGUUCGUCAUGCCCACCCUGCCUUGCCUCCUCUUUGCAUGUCUCACACGAACACACACUCUCAUGCUAUCCGGCUCAUUUUAGGAAUUUUGGAAAUCUUACGUGCAAAACCCUUAAAAAAAAUGUUUUUUAGAGAUUUUGUCUUUUUUUUUUGCUUUUUUUGUCACACUUUAAAUGUUUUGCAUCAGACUAAUCUUAAUAUAACACUAAGGUAAGAUGAGUAAAUAAAAAAAAUGCAGUUUUCAAAUUGUAAUUUUAUUCCUAAAACAAGGAAUUUUAUUCCUAAAACGGAAAAAGCCAUUUAAGCCAACGUACCCCUAUGGGAAAGUUAUUGCUCUUAACCUUUGAUGACAGCAACUUCUCUCUUUAUCUAGCUGUGGAGGAAUUUGGCAUGAUUCUUUUAUGGAGAAUUGUUUUUAUUUCAGCCAUAUUGGAAGUUUUCUGAGCUUGAACGACCUAUUUAAGGACAUUCCACAGCGUCACGAUCAGAUCUUUGUCUAUCUUUGAGUGUGCCGAGGUUGAAACCCUUCAUUUGUCUUUUGUGGUGGAUUUACUGGUGUCCUUUCGAUCAUUUUGCUGCAUAACGCCGGUGCAGCUAAGAUUAAAGUGUUGCUGUGAUGCAGUGCCGUGAUAGAUGAACCUUAUUUUUCAAGAUUUUCUGAUUGAAAGCAGAAUUCCUGGUUCCACUAAAUACAGCAAACAGUUCAGGUCCUGAAGCAGCAAAGUAGUCCCAUACCAUCACGCUACCGCCACAUUUAUCUGUCUAUAUGAUACACAUUUUCUGAAAUGCUGUUAGUUUUAUAAUAGUUAUUAUAAGACUUGCUUCUUCCAAAGACUUGUCAGUUCACAGAAUGCUUCCCCAGCAGUCUCGAGGUCUUUUAGACGGCUUUUGGGGGAUUUUUUGAUCAGUAGCGGUUUCAUCCUUGGAAGUCUCCCAUGGAUGCAAGAGUCUCUUUUUUUCUUUAAAUCAUGAAUCCUGGUCUUACUUGAGUCAGUUGAGACGUGCAGAGCUUUAUGUGUAGGCCUGAUUUUUUCUGACCUCCUGGAUAAGUUAUUAAUAAACUUUUGGGAGUAAUUUCUGGUAGGCAGCUCCUGGGAAGGUUCAGGUGGUUCUUCCAUGUUUUCUUCUGUUGCACCGAUUGUGCUUUGCUGGAGCUUUAUCAGUUCUUGAAGUUCUUUAAACGUGUGCA
Messenger RNA from Fundulus heteroclitus (mummichog), 3209 nucleotides. Its product is annotated as putative cytochrome P450 120. The transcript has 11 exons. NCBI's taxonomy places the organism in Eukaryota, Metazoa, Chordata, Actinopteri, Cyprinodontiformes, Fundulidae. The coding region runs from base 168 to 1439 and encodes 423 amino acids. Gene Ontology annotation, molecular function: oxidoreductase activity, acting on paired donors, with incorporation or reduction of molecular oxygen; monooxygenase activity; heme binding. Gene Ontology annotation, biological process: sterol metabolic process. The record is from RefSeq and is a predicted model, not a curated record.